This is a messenger RNA of Propithecus coquereli (Coquerel's sifaka), 1176 nucleotides long. RefSeq names its product anti-silencing function 1B histone chaperone (gene ASF1B). The coding region runs from base 1 to 609 and encodes 202 amino acids. The transcript has 4 exons. Gene Ontology annotation, cellular component: nucleus. Gene Ontology annotation, molecular function: histone binding. Gene Ontology annotation, biological process: DNA replication-dependent chromatin assembly. The record is from RefSeq and is a predicted model, not a curated record. NCBI's taxonomy places the organism in Eukaryota, Metazoa, Chordata, Mammalia, Primates, Indriidae.
AUGGCCAAGGUGUCAGUGCUGAACGUGGCGGUGCUGGAGAACCCGAGCCCGUUCCAUAGCCCCUUCCGGUUCGAGAUCAGCUUCGAGUGCAGUGAGGCCCUGGCGGACGACCUGGAGUGGAAGAUCAUUUACGUCGGCUCAGCUGAGAGUGAGGAGUUUGAUCAGAUCCUGGACUCGGUGCUGGUCGGCCCUGUCCCAGCAGGGAGACACAUGUUUGUGUUUCAGGCUGACGCCCCCAACCCAUCCCUCAUCCCGGAGACUGACGCUGUGGGUGUGACCGUGGUCCUCAUCACCUGCACCUACCACGGACAGGAGUUCAUCCGAGUGGGCUACUACGUCAACAACGAGUACCCCAACCCCGAGCUGCGGGAGAACCCGCCCCUGAAGCCAGACUUCUCUCAGCUCCAGCGGAACAUCUUGGCCUCCAACCCCCGAGUAACUCGCUUUCACAUCAACUGGGACAACAACACGGACAGGCCAGAGGCCAUAGAGAACCAGGACCCCAACCUGGCCUGCGGCCUCCCCCUCAGCUACACUCCUAUCAAGGGCCUGGGCCUCCCUGGCUACAUCCCUGGCCUCCUCCCUGAGAACUCCAUGGACUGCAUGUGACUGCAGACACCCAGAGCCUCCCUGCACACCUGGAGGGGGCAACCAGGCCCCCCAGAGAGGGUGCGGGGCCAUCUAGAGGACUUGGGGGCCAUCAACUGCAUCCAGACCUGUCAAACUUGGCUGGAAAGAACAGGCCUCGGGUCUGCCCCAGCCGCGGCCCAGAAGGCUCGUCUCACUUCUGCUGCACAGGCCUAUAAGAAGCAGGUACUUCAGUUCUUAUUAAUUUUUUCUGACUUGUGUCCUUUUUUCUUUCCCACACACACUAGGAAUUCCAUUUGCAGGCCGCUGUGGUCCCGUGAGGACCACUGACCCAAAGUUCUUCCCAUAGGCCUCCCUGGCCUGCCUAGAGGCUUUCUUGGUCAGCGCCCGUCAAGGCUCUGGCCCUGUUGGGCAAGGCUACAUCAUUCCUUUCUCUUCCCAAACGUCUGAGCGGACCCACCCAGCUUUCUGGUGUCACAGGCAAGGGGUCCUGGUUGGUAGGUGGACUUGGAUACAAUCUCAGUCCUUCUCCCAGGAGGAUUUUUAGGUCUUUCAAUCCAGCAGCCCCUGGAAAACUCUGCUCCCAAA